AUGAAGGUCAUUUUGGUUAUUUCUUUGCUUGCCUUCGCGGUUCAUGCUUUAAAUAAUAACACACCAUGGCAAGCGGAUGAGUGCUCGGAGUUCGCAACUUCACUCUCAACAAGCGAUAUAGGAGGGUCGAUCUUGAACUCUUCUCAUAUCCCCGUCAAAGCUGUUAAUAUCAGCGGCACACUUAACAUAUUUCCAUUAUGCCGCUUGUUUGGCAAAGUCCCAUAUCCCAAGAACAACUCGAUCAUCUUCGAGCUCUGGCUCCCCGCAGCCGACAAGUACAAUGGGCGAUUUCUAGUUAUAGGAAAUGGUGGGAUGGCAGGCACCAUUGACGAAGGAAACGUGAUCCUCAACGUGAAUAAGGGGUACGCAGUAGCAGGCAGCAAUGCAGGUCAUCUGGCUUCGCUCAACAACGCCGGCAAUGGUGCUCCUGGGGUAUAUCUGCCGUACAUGCAUGACCAAGAGCAGGUCAAAGCAUGGAUACACAACUCCAUCGCGUACUUCACGCCAGUCGCCAGGAAAAUAACGGCGAAAUUCUACCGCAUUCCUCCAAGACGCAGUUAUUAUGAAGGGUGCUCUACAGGCGGUGCUCAAGGCUUUGCCUUAGCCCAGUUUCAUCCACAUCUGUUUGAUGGCAUCGCAGCGGGCUGUCCUGGAAACUGGUAUUCUCAUUUGGCACUAUCAUUCCUAUGGAACGCUCAGGCGACUCAGGGCUCGAAUACCUUGCCGCAGACUGCGCUUGAUCUCAUAACCCAGGCGGUCUUAGCAAAGUGCGACACCAUCGACGGGGUUAAGGACGGGGUGGUAGAAAACCCCUUAUUAUGUUCUUUUGACGUUUCAUCACUGGAGUGUAAGGCACCGGUGACGAAUUCAUCCACAUGUCUUACGCCGGCUCAAGUGGCGACGGCGCAGAAAAUUUAUACCGGCCCUGCUGAUCUUCGCUCAAACACCUCUCUGUAUCCGGGAUUCUCGGUAGGAAGCGAGACAGAGUGGGCGAUGCAGGAAGGUGCUCUAGCGAAUGCCUUCUCGAUUCCGAUCUUGCAGAACAUGGUCUUUAACCUGACAUUUGACCCUUCGGCAUUCAACUGGGGCACCGACAUAGAUGCGCUCAACGAGAAGGUGGGUACGUUCAUCGACGAGAUUAGCCCGGACCUAUCAGCGUUGAAGGCAACUGGUGCCAAGAUGCUCGUGUUCCAAAGCUGGACCGACCCGUUCAACGCCGCGAUGUGGCCAAUUCAACAUCUUCGUCAGAUCGAGGACUUCUUCGGCGGCGAUGUGGGCGAUUGGUUUCGGCUGUUUAUGAUACCUGGCGGUGGCCAUUGCGGCGCAGCUGCGGGCUAUCCCCAAGUUCCGGCGACGUGGCAUGCGCUCGAUGCUCUCGUACAGUGGGUUGAGACGGGACGGCCGGCAACGGAGAUGCUGGGCACUGAUCCUUCGGACAAGAGCUUGCUGAACAAGACGAGCAAGUUUUGCCCCUGGCCUCAAACAGCUAAGUUCAAGGGUGGCGAUCCGAAUAAUUGGUAUUCGUUUGAGUGCGGAGAAUGA
Annulohypoxylon truncatum is the source of this 1542-nucleotide messenger RNA. RefSeq names its product feruloyl esterase. The record is from RefSeq and is a predicted model, not a curated record. The coding region runs from base 1 to 1542 and encodes 513 amino acids. The transcript has 3 exons. Lineage: Eukaryota; Fungi; Ascomycota; Sordariomycetes; Xylariales; Hypoxylaceae.